Messenger RNA from Manihot esculenta (cassava), 2510 nucleotides. RefSeq names its product calcium-dependent protein kinase 26. Gene Ontology annotation, cellular component: cytoplasm; nucleus. The transcript is spliced from 9 exons. NCBI's taxonomy places the organism in Eukaryota, Viridiplantae, Streptophyta, Magnoliopsida, Malpighiales, Euphorbiaceae. The record is from RefSeq and is a predicted model, not a curated record. The coding region runs from base 380 to 2056 and encodes 558 amino acids. Gene Ontology annotation, molecular function: calmodulin binding; calcium ion binding; calcium-dependent protein serine/threonine kinase activity. Gene Ontology annotation, biological process: protein autophosphorylation; intracellular signal transduction; peptidyl-serine phosphorylation.
AAAAAUGAGAAAGAGAAAAGGAGCUGGUGGGCACAAUCGUCCGAUGCUUCUCAGCAAGAGCAGCCCUAUAAUAACAACAACAAAGCCAGAGGAUGAGCAAGAAAAACCAGUUCAUAAUAUUCAACCAUUGAUAAACACCAGAAGAUCCUUUUCUACUUUUCCACUGCAACUCACAGAUCCAUUUUCUUUCCUCUCUCAUUCAUUUUUAUCUCAUUCAGGGUUUAUCUGUUUAUGCAUAUAGACGGUAGUUGAAUUUCUAUUAUCAGGUUUCUAAAUUUGGGUUGUUGUUUCUUUUGCUGUUUGAGUCAUUUUUUGUCGGUGGAAUUGAUGAGUAAUCAUUGGAUGAAGAGAAGGCCGUGAGAAAAUCUUUGACUGUUUCAUGGGCAACACAUGCCGCGGAUCUUUCAAAGGGAAACUUUAUCAGGGCUUCACUCAGCCCGAGGAACCAUCUACUGCUUCCCAUACCAAGCGCAAUCCUUCCUCUGACAAUUCCAAUUCUGAACAUUCUCCUUCUGCUCAAGAAUUUUCCAAGGAUAAUCCCAAAAAGGACAACAAUUUACCUCUCCUUAGCCCACAUAAAAGAGAUUCAAUUAUGAGGCGUAGUGUUGAAACUCAGUCUUAUUAUGUUUUGGGUCAUAAAACUGCAAACAUUCGUGAUCUUUUCACCUUAGGCCGUAAAUUAGGACAAGGACAAUUUGGGACUACUUAUUUAUGCAUUGAGAAUUCCACAGGAAUUGAAUAUGCCUGUAAGUCUAUAUCCAAGAGGAAGUUGAUUUCCAAGGAGGAUGUUGAGGAUGUUCGUAGGGAGAUUCAGAUAAUGCACCAUUUGGCUGGUCACAAGAAUAUUGUAACUAUUAAAGGUGCCUAUGAGGAUCCAUUGUACGUUCAUAUUGUUAUGGAGCUUUGCUCCGGCGGAGAGUUGUUUGAUAGAAUCAUUCAGAGGGGCCAUUAUAGUGAGAGGAAAGCAGCUGAAUUGACCAAGAUUAUUGUAGGAGUUGUCGAGGCAUGUCAUUCACUUGGUGUUAUGCACAGAGAUCUAAAGCCUGAGAAUUUCUUGUUGGUGAACAAGGAUGAUGAUUUCUCACUUAAAGCCAUUGAUUUUGGACUUUCUGUAUUCUUUAAACCAGGUCAAAUUUUCACUGAUGUGGUCGGAAGCCCAUAUUAUGUUGCUCCUGAGGUACUCCUCAAGCAUUAUGGGCCAGAAGCAGAUGUAUGGACUGCUGGGGUCAUAUUGUAUAUAUUGCUAAGUGGAGUACCACCAUUUUGGGCAGAAACACAGCAAGGAAUAUUUGAUGCAGUGCUGAAGGGAUAUAUUGACUUUGAGUCUGACCCUUGGCCCCUUAUAUCAGAUAGUGCUAAAGAUCUCAUCCGGAAGAUGCUUUGCUCUCAACCUUCACAACGCUUGACCGCUCAUGAAGUGCUAUGCCACCCUUGGAUUUGUGAAAAUGGAGUUGCUCCUGAUAGAGCACUGGACCCAGCUGUACUUUCUCGUCUCAAACAAUUCUCUGCAAUGAAUAAAUUGAAGAAGAUGGCUUUACGGGUAAUAGCUGAGAGCCUUUCUGAGGAGGAGAUUGCUGGUUUGCGAGAGAUGUUCACGGCGAUGGAUACUGAUAACAGUGGUGCAAUCACAUUCGAUGAACUAAAAGCUGGCUUGAGAAGAUAUGGCUCCACUAUGAAAGAUACAGAAAUACGUGAGCUUAUGGAUGCGGCUGAUGUAGACAACAGCGGGACUAUUGACUAUGGAGAAUUUAUCGCUGCAACGGUUCAUCUUAACAAAUUAGAACGAGAGGAGCAUCUUGUGGCAGCAUUCCAAUACUUUGAUAAGGAUGGAAGUGGUUACAUCACAGUUGAUGAACUUCAGCAAGCAUGUGCAGAACAUAACAUGACUGAUGUUUUACUUGAAGAUAUAAUCAGAGAAGUUGAUCAAGAUAAUGAUGGAAGAAUUGAUUAUGGUGAAUUUGUCGCCAUGAUGCAAAAGGGAAAUGCUGGGAUUGGUAGACGAACUAUGCGAAACAGUCUGAAUAUGAGCAUGAGAGACGCGCCUGGCGCUUAUUAGCUUGUAAUUACACACCACAUACAGGCUAUACAGCAAAGCUGGAAGAGGAGGGUAACUGUAUGACGAGCCUUGAGAAGCGAUUUUGUUUCCUUCCUCCAGGCGCAAGAUUUGGGUUCCAGAUGUUAUGUGCUGAAGCAUUUAUUCAGAUAUGCAUUUUGUUAUUGCAGUAUGACUGAGGACAAAUUAUUCUAAGCUUUGUAAAACUUUUCAAGUGUGAGGGGUUCAGCUGUUCCAAGUUGCCAAUUUAUUUUGAUGGUGUUUUUGUUCUGAGGCUUCUUAAGAUUGGUAUUGGAGACAAUCUUUAGUUCAUUUUUUGGCUAAAGAACCAUGUAGGAUGUGAAGAGCCUUGACCAUAUGCUAAUGCUUGGGUUUGGCAAACAUUCUAGGGUUUGCCUAGUCUAAGGAUCUUACAGUUGCGAUUGAUGAAUUCUAAAUUCACUGUAUAUUAUUUCAA